Molecule: messenger RNA, 634 nt
Organism: Bombus impatiens (common eastern bumble bee)
Lineage: Eukaryota; Metazoa; Arthropoda; Insecta; Hymenoptera; Apidae
Product: vacuolar ATPase assembly integral membrane protein VMA21 homolog
Exons: 4
Coding region: 289-549 (86 amino acids)
Biological process (GO): vacuolar proton-transporting V-type ATPase complex assembly
Cellular component (GO): endoplasmic reticulum membrane
Source: RefSeq, a predicted model, not a curated record
AACAUAACCUUAAAUAUUCACAAGAUAACGAGUGUACGAAUUUAUCGUAUUACGUUGUUGUCUAAAUUAUUAUCCAUCAAAAUAUCAGACUUAUCUUUUUACUAUAUAAUAUCGUAUAAGUUCUAUAUACAGAUUUAUACAUACAUUAAUAAAAACUGUUGAAUUAUAUUUUUCUAAAUUAGUAAUAUAAUGAUAAUAUUAUAUAUAUCUUUAAAUCUAAUAAAAUUGUUAUUGUAACUGGUAACUGAAUAGUAUUAAGGAAAUUUUAAUUAAAAAUACAUCUACAUCAUGGCAAGUAUCAAGGAAUUACCAGAAUUAGAAGUCUUUAAAACAGUAUUAUUCCACUGUAUGGUGAUAAUAGCCUUACCUGUAUUUUCAUUUUUUGCUAGCAAGAUUUUUAUUUUUGAUGGAUUAUUGGGGCUCGAUCAAGUGCCAAGCAACGUGUAUUCAGCUGGAGUUGCAAUCCUUGUCUUACACGUAGCUUUGGGCGCUUUUAUAUAUCGCGCAUACUUCGAUGAUCAAUCGAAGACACAGACGAAACGAGAUUAAUCACUUUUUUUUUUUUUUGUAUUUGAAACACAUAUGUGAUUAAGUACACUUUUUUGAUAACACAUUUAUUCGCGUAUAAUCAUUG